UGAAAUGCAACCAAGUAAUAUAUAUACAUAUAAGAUUAAAACCAUUCGGAGGAAUCUCUCAAAGCAUUAUUGAUUGAAUAAUCGCCCUCCCACUUUCUAUAUUUCCUCUCUUGUUUGUUUGUUUUUUUUUUUUUUUUUUAUAUAUAUUCUCAUCUUUCUUUGCAACCUCCCACUCUACUCACAAACUCUAAAAAGUUUCUCCUCCUUUUUUGUUCUCUGAACCUGAAAGACACUCUCUUUUAAUUCUCAAAUUCUCUUCUCUAUCUUUGUUAGAGAAACUCAAGAAUUAUGAAGAUGGGUUUCUUCUCAGGGCUUCAAGUUUUGUUAAUUUUAGGUCUUUUGGCCACCUCUUGCAUGGCUCAAGCACCAGCUCCUACACCCACAACACAACCACCACCACCGCCGGCUUCGACUCCAGCACCAGUUCCUUCACCAAAGGCUCCGACUCCAGCUCCAACUCCAUCUCCGACUCCGACUCCUCCGUCGCCCGCUCCUACUCCAUCUUCUCCUCCUCCUUCUUCUCCAACUCCUGCUAGCCCACCAGCGACCCCCCCCGGCUCUCCAUCUCCGGGCGCUUCACCACCAGCGCCCCCAUCCGGCUCUACCGGUCCUUCCUCCGAGCCACCAGCCUCUACUGAGCCACCAAGUGGAAAUGGUGCUUACGCUCCUACCCGAGCUGCUAUUGCUGCCACCGCUCUUGCCGCAACUUUCUUUGGGGUUGUGUUGGCAUAGAGUGGAGAUUUAUCCAUGAAAAUCAAAAAGAGACUCAUCGGACGGCUUUUAGUUCUUUGAUUUUUUGAUGGACGGAUGAGAUCUGUUAUUUCUUGUUUACUUUUAUUUUUAAUUUACUAGCGCUUUUUCUUUUUUCUUUUUUAAUUUUUGGGAUAUUUAUUUUUAAUUUAUUUUUACAUCUUUUGUUUUAUUGUGAUUGUUGAUGACGAUUUCAUAUCAUUGGGUUUGAGUCUGGUGGUGGGGUAUUUGGGAUGGUGAUUCAUUGUUUGGCUUUCAACACGUGUAUCCAUUUGUAGAUUGAGUCCGUUUGUACAUCAUUUAAUAAUAGUUUAAUAAAACAGUUUGUCAUUCUUUUUA
Molecule: messenger RNA, 1089 nt
Organism: Ziziphus jujuba (common jujube)
Lineage: Eukaryota; Viridiplantae; Streptophyta; Magnoliopsida; Rosales; Rhamnaceae
Product: classical arabinogalactan protein 4
Exons: 1
Coding region: 289-732 (147 amino acids)
Source: RefSeq, a predicted model, not a curated record